AUGGCCAGGUAUUAUAGGUCACAUCUCCGGUACGGGCUCGACCUAAUCGAACCUCCUUCCAUGGGGAUCUCGCCGUCGCCGAGUGACCGCGCCGCCGCUCCGGCUAGGCUGCUGCCGGUGCGGUACUACGUGCGGGACGUCUGGGAGAUAAAGCGGGAGGAGGACCCCGUCCACGACCCAGACUCGCCGCAGUCCCCGAGCCAGGUCGGCUAUGACGUGCCGCCGCUGGUGUUCCCCAACCCCUCCCCCUCCCCCUCCUGGCUGUCCCGCCGGACGGCGUUCGAGCGCCACCUCCCCGCCACCCACGACGAGCCGCCGCCACCGCCGCCGGAAGAACCGCCCGCGCGGCGCCCGGAGGAGGAAGACCCGGAUCUGUACUUCUGCCUCAAAGACCCCGACGACCCCGAGUUCGUGCGCCGGAGCCACGAGUUCCAGAGCAAGAGGUACGCCGUGCAUGCGCUGCGGGGCUACAACGCCGACCCCGGCAACGGCGUCAAGUACGAGCUGGUCGAGGGCAGCGCCAGUAGCAACAACAUCCUGCUCGACUGCGCCGAGAUCCUCGGCCACGUCGUCUUCACCGCCAGGCCUGUCGCCGCCGGCGGCGGGCGGGAUCAGACCUUCUUCGCCGAGGUUCACCCGCCGAACCAUGCCCUCGCCUGCAUGAUUUCAUUGGACGACGACGGUGACUGCUGCCGAGGGGCGGCUGCCGACGACGACGAGCUGUGCCAGUUCUGUCGACGAGAUCUCAGGCACCCGGAGGUGCAUCCGGAGCUAAGGAGACCACCUCGUGGGUCGUCGGCGAUGGAAACAAUCGAUGAACCAGUGCGCCCAACUAGCGGCCGUGGCCACGUCUCCUUUUAUUCCCGAGCGCUCGCUUCCUCCCGCCGCCUCCUUCUGUUCCUCUUCCUCUCCCUCGGCGUAGCCCCUCCACCUCCCUCCUUCUUUGACGGCGCCUGGUCCAGAUCGGGCUCAGGUCGUCGCGUGGUCCAGAUCGGGCUCAGGUCGUCUCCAUUGAGAGCAGGGGUGAACAGCUGGAAGCGGUGGGGAGAAGCGAGCGGCAGCCGGCAGGGAGAGGUGGAGAGCCACGACGGGGUGGACAGCGGGAAGCGGUGGGGAGAAGCGAGCGGCAGUCGACAAGGAGAGCCACGACGAUGGCCGGCGUCAGCUACCACUUCCUCCCCUCGUCGGUGCCGCGAGGCCGCUGAGCCCGCGCCCGAGCUUCCCGUCCGUGAGCGAUCGCUCCGCCCGCCGACCGUCCCCCGUCCGUGUGCUUCUUCUCGGGACGUCGACGCCACGGAGCUCGUCAAGUUCCCUCCUUACCUGCCAAUGCUUCCUCCUGCCUUGCCAGCCGCGUGUGUCCUCACCUUUGUUCAUCAAUUUGUGUGCAGCGUAAUGCUCCAGCAUGACCGCUUCGUGUGCUGCCUCGAGUCGCGCGGCCACUACGCUCGCGCCGAGGCGGAGGCAGCUGCCACUCUCGACGCCCUCCACUGCGCGCUCUCACCGGCGGCGUUCGCAAAGCCUUGUCACCGCGCUGCAAGUGUUGCCCCCCUCCUCCCCAAGGGCAAGGUGAAGAAAGGUGCCUGUGUGGUUCUUCUGCAGCUCGCAGCGAGGAUUGCUGUGUCCAACCUGCACAAUAAUGCCAAGAAGUCCUUCUUGGAGACGAUUAAGGACAUGUACCUGCACUACAGCGAGAGAUCUGGGCUGCUUCUUUGUGGCUUCCAAACUUGAAAUUUUUGUUUGGAAGUUAGUUUAGUUUUUUGUUGUGGAUUCACAUCUUCUCACAUGUACCAUCCUCUUAGACCUUUAGAUUUCCAAAAAAACUAAAUGAAGAUAUGGUGGUAUGGUCUCAAUAGUACAACUUAAA
Messenger RNA from Triticum aestivum (bread wheat), 1864 nucleotides. RefSeq lists its product as uncharacterized. The record is from RefSeq and is a predicted model, not a curated record. The coding region runs from base 1 to 1728 and encodes 575 amino acids. Lineage: Eukaryota; Viridiplantae; Streptophyta; Magnoliopsida; Poales; Poaceae. The transcript is spliced from 5 exons.